AGAAAAAAAAAAACAAAAAAAAAAGUGUGUGUAUUGUUUUGUAUAAAGUGGUGUAAAUAGUGUAAGCCUUAACGCUGUCACUUCCCCAAAUGUUUGACAAGAAUAUGGAUACAGCGUUGUCAUCAUCAUUACAUAUUGGUGAUUUAGACUCGACUAGUUCCGGCGGCACAUCUUCAGAUAAUUCAACCGUUAUACAGGAUAAUAUGCAUUCACCCAUACAAUAUGGUUGUCUCAUACCAAACUCAAAUUACCGUGGCAAUAUCUCUUGUAAAACUGUGCUACACUUCGACAAGUUCUCCGCCUACGCCAAUGAUAAGGAGAUCGAGCGAAGAUUCGGCGAUAUCACAAGUGAUUAUGUUAGAUCGCCGCCACCUACCGCCGCAUGCUCGCCCCUCUAUCCCGCAAUGAAUGGUGUCAUAUAUGAAAAUGGCAUUGGUGAUCUUAAUGGAAAUACGAAAACAAUACACGCCAGUGAGUCGUUGCACAGUAUUAGUCGCACAACAACGGCGGGCUUAAAUGGGGGCGGCAGUCAACUGUUACCCAGUAUAGGUGGCGCACAUGGCAUGCCAGGUGGAUUUCAAUUGGAUCGUAAAUUUUUACAAUUCACCACCGAUCAGAUACAAUGCAUGUGUGAAGCGCUACAACAAAAAGGUGAUAUCGAAAAAUUAACCACCUUCCUGUGUAGUCUACCCGCCAGUGAAUUGUUUAAGACAAAUGAAAGUGUCUUGCGUGCACGCGCGCUUGUCGCCUAUCAUCGCGGUCAAUUUCACGAACUCUACAAUCUCUUGGAGACACAAUGUUUUUCAGUGAAAUAUCAUGUGGAUUUACAAAAUCUCUGGUUUCAAGCACAUUACAAAGAAGCGGAAAAGGUGCGCGGUCGACCAUUGGGUGCUGUGGAUAAAUAUCGCCUGCGUAAGAAAUAUCCAUUGCCAAAAACCAUAUGGGAUGGUGAAGAAACGGUUUAUUGUUUCAAGGAGAAAAGUCGGAAUGCGUUAAAAGAUUGUUACAUGACAAAUCGCUAUCCGACGCCGGAUGAGAAGAAAACGUUGGCGAAAAAGACCGGUCUAACGUUGACACAAGUAUCGAAUUGGUUCAAAAAUCGAAGGCAGCGCGAUCGGACACCACAACAGAGACCUGAUAUCAUGUCAGUGCUGCCUGUUCAACAAUUGGAUACCAACGGUUUCCCGCGUAUGUUCAAUGCCCCCAGUUACUAUCCGGAAUCCAUUUUUAACACACAAUAACAUAAGAUUUUACAGUUUUAAAAAUACCAUGUGUUCUUUUGUUCAUAAGAACACUGACAUUGGCUUAAUUUAUUACUUAUGUAUGUAUGUAAUUUUGUAAAUAAUUAAACUAAAAAAAAAGAUACCAAAAUCGGUAUAAGAAGUCCAUUGAAAAUGGCGCAUUAGCAUAAAUUGUUUUUAGAACUAAGUUAAAUUUU
Molecule: messenger RNA, 1438 nt
Organism: Ceratitis capitata (Mediterranean fruit fly)
Lineage: Eukaryota; Metazoa; Arthropoda; Insecta; Diptera; Tephritidae
Gene: Six4
Product: homeobox protein SIX3
Exons: 4
Coding region: 90-1241 (383 amino acids)
Biological process (GO): regulation of transcription by RNA polymerase II
Cellular component (GO): nucleus; transcription regulator complex
Molecular function (GO): DNA-binding transcription factor activity, RNA polymerase II-specific; RNA polymerase II cis-regulatory region sequence-specific DNA binding
Source: RefSeq, a predicted model, not a curated record